UGGCUUGUUCCCGUUGCCAUCUCUAACAAAAUUGUUUUUAUCAAAAAAAAUUUGUCUUCGCUAUGAAGCGCUAUAAACAAAAACUUCGCGAAGUUUGGCUACAAAUGCCAGAGUUUAGGCCCUGGCUAAGGAGAGACCCAGAGGAUUCAUACAGGGCGCACUGUCGAUUCUGCAAGUGCGGAGUUAACACAAAGAUUUCCGAUUUGCGAGCUCACGCUCAGACUAAGAAACACAUUAAGCGGGAUGGUGGUAGUACAGUUACAGUGAAGAGAAGUGACUCGUUUAAUGACAACGAGGAUGAAUAUGUUGAAAUUGACCAUGCUACUGCGGACGCUGACGCAGACUAUAAAGUUUUGCCAAUAAAACGCGUAAAACUCGGCUCUUACAAACAAAAUGCAAACAAAUUGGUCGACGAUAAAAGUGGUGUUCGUGCAAGCACCAGUGGACCUGACUAUGAGGCCAUCAUCGAGAGCUUAGCACUUUACGAACCGGAGCAAGUUAUAUUCAAUAGUGAAUCACACAUGGACGAGCACCAGCAUGAAGAAGAGAUGACGUCGCCAACAAAUAUUGACGAAGAAAUAAUUACCAAUGCAGUUACUACUGCAAUUAAUAAUAUGAAGGACACUUCGCAAGUCUUUGGCGAUUUUGUAGCCGAUCGACUGCGACGUUUGACAGAGGGUACAGCUGAAUAUGCCAAGGACAAGAUAAUGGAAAUUAUUUUAGAGUCCGGCGCUCUUGACAAAGCCAAUGGACAUUAAGAACGCAAAUACAUACAACAUAAUUAUGUAAAAAUAAACUUAUAAAUUAGUAUAU
Messenger RNA from Drosophila busckii, 813 nucleotides. RefSeq lists its product as uncharacterized. The record is from RefSeq and is a predicted model, not a curated record. Bases 63 to 758 code for a protein of 231 amino acids. The transcript has 2 exons. NCBI's taxonomy places the organism in Eukaryota, Metazoa, Arthropoda, Insecta, Diptera, Drosophilidae.